Ictalurus punctatus (channel catfish) is the source of this 4699-nucleotide messenger RNA. Its product is annotated as serine/threonine-protein phosphatase 2A 55 kDa regulatory subunit B beta isoform. The record is from RefSeq and is a predicted model, not a curated record. Gene Ontology annotation, molecular function: protein binding; protein phosphatase regulator activity. Lineage: Eukaryota; Metazoa; Chordata; Actinopteri; Siluriformes; Ictaluridae. Bases 554 to 1885 code for a protein of 443 amino acids. Gene Ontology annotation, biological process: peptidyl-serine dephosphorylation. Gene Ontology annotation, cellular component: cytosol; protein phosphatase type 2A complex. The transcript has 9 exons.
AACGGAUGCCGUCUCCACUAUCGUAUUACAAUUCGCAUUAGAUGAGCUAAAAGCAUCACACGCGACAGCUAUAGAAGCUAUAGGAUCUGACGCGGUAACUCCGCCCCCUCCGCACUCCUGAAGCUGGAAAAUCCCGUCUUAACUCAAAUCCUCAUUUCCGCGUGCUGUGCCCUUCAUUCACAACGCUUCGUGCUGCUUCUUCCAGGCUCUUUUUUAUUAUUAUUAUUUUUAUGUCAAGCCGGAUUUACCGGUUCAUGUACGAAGUGGUUCUCUGCUUCUUCACUUAAAGAUGAAUUGCUGAUCUGCUCGUGCUGUGUGCCUGAUCUAACCGCACACCGCCGCGUGCUGCUUUGAUCACCGGUUCUCCAGUGGAUGCUCCCCCGAGGCAGAACGACCUCCGCCGUCCGUCCCAGCUGAUAACUCUCUCGCAUUCCCGUCAGAUGCGGUAGACAUGAGAAGCAGCGCGAUGGAGCCGCUGAUUGCAUGCUGAUGUUUGCGUCCACGAUGGAUUCUUGUAUGUCCGCCUUAAGCUUCCGAUUUAACCGCAUCCUAAAUGGAGGAGGAGAGUGACAACCGCAAGAUCAACAACAGCUUCCUUCGGGAUCACAACUAUGCAACAGAAGCUGACAUCAUCUCUACGGUUGAGUUCAACUCAACAGGGGAGCUCUUGGCCACUGGGGACAAGGGAGGACGUGUGGUGGUUUUCCAGAGGGAGCAGGAGAGUAAGAACCAGCCUCAAAGGAGAGGCGAGUACAACGUUUACAGCACAUUUCAGAGCCACGAGCCGGAGUUCGACUACCUGAAGAGUCUUGAGAUUGAGGAGAAGAUCAACAAAAUAAGAUGGCUGCCGCAGCAGAAUGCGGCUUACUUUCUUCUCUCCACCAAUGACAAAACUGUGAAGCUAUGGAAGAUCAGUGAGAGAGAUAAAAGACCAGAGGGCUACAAUCUGAAGGACGAUGAUGGGAGGAUCCGAGACCCUGCCACCAUAACAUCACUACGGGUGCCCGUGCUGAGGCCAAUGGACCUCAUGGUGGAGGCGACGCCCAGAAGGGUUUUCUCCAACGGCCACACAUACCACAUCAACUCCAUCUCGGUUAACAGUGACUAUGAGACAUACAUGUCCACAGACGACCUUAGGAUCAACCUGUGGCACCUGGAGAUCACCAACAGAAGCUUCAACAUCGUGGACAUUAAGCCAGCCAACAUGGAGGAGCUGACCGAGGUGAUCACAGCAGCAGAGUUCCACCCUCACCAGUGCAACACGUUUGUCUACAGCAGCAGUAAAGGCUCUAUCCGUCUGUGCGACAUGAGGGCCGCUGCGCUCUGCGAUAACCACUCCAAGUUCUUCGAAGAGCCCGAGGACCCAAGCAACCGGUCCUUCUUUUCUGAAAUCAUCUCGUCGAUCUCCGAUGUCAAGUUCAGCCACAGCGGACGCUACCUGAUGACCCGGGAUUACCUGACGGUUAAGGUGUGGGACCUGAACAUGGAAAGCAAACCCCUGGAGACCUAUCAGGUACAUGACUACCUGAGGAGUAAACUCUGCUCCCUGUAUGAGAACGACUGCAUCUUUGACAAGUUCGAGUGUGUCUGGAACGGAUCAGACAGCAUGAUCAUGACCGGCUCGUACAACAACUUCUUCCGAAUGUUCGACCGCAAUACGAAACGGGACGUGACUCUGGAGGCGUCGCGAGAGAACAGCAAGCCACGGGCCGUCCUGAAGCCACGCAAGGUGUGUGUGGGUGGGAAGCGGCGCAAGGACGAAAUCAGCGUCGACAGCCUGGACUUCAGCAAGAAAAUCCUGCACACCACCUGGCACCCCUCAGAGAACAUCAUCGCUGUAGCCGCCACUAACAACCUCUAUAUCUUCCAGGAUAAGGUCAACUAACACAGGCACAGCUUGGGUGGCCCCGCACGCACGCACGCACACACACACACACACACACACACACACACAUGCGCGCACACACACACACACACACACACACACACAUCCCCCCCCCAACAUGUACGCACAUAUAUACACACAGACAGGCAGACUGGAGUGCCUGAUCGCUGCAUGGGGCCAGUGUUUGGUUGCAGGAGCCAUGAUGCUGGUGGAAUGUGGACUUUUUGUGCUGAAGGAAGCGUGAGAUGGAGCAGGAUACAGACAGCAUGACCAGACCGAAAUUAAGGACGCAGGAAUGACGUGCACUGGAGAGUGUGAAUAAGAUGCGCCGUGCUAUUUUGCAUAACCCAUCCUACUAUCCUAUUUCCAUCACCGCAUCCACAUUUCCUCUCUUUCUCUCUUUAACACCCUUUAUUUAUUCUAUUUAUUUACUUCUCCAUUUGAACGAAAUGCCUGAUGUUUUAAAAUUGAAACAGGGCUGCAUUACAUGCAAUCUUUUAUUUGUAUUGUCAACUUGAACAGAUCUGACUGUAAGGACGGUGUCAAUACGCUUUGUGUGGUCUGUUUUUCAUUGGCUCUCGCAUCAAUGCCCAGGCUUCUGACACCAAAGGGCAAACUAUAAUGAAACUGACGAAGGCCUAGACAGAAAGGACGCAGUACCGUUCCCUAAUGCCCUACAUCCACUACACAACCGUCAGUGAAACUGAAAUGGACUUGAAUGUGGUCAUGCACACAGAUGCUAUGGCCAUAUACAAUCACUGGACAUGAUUAGAGUUCUUUGCUACCUGAUUCUUUGAGAACGCGGAGGUAUAAGUGGUCUGAAGUCAUCGACGUUGCUGUUUUAUUCGUCUUUUUAUGUUAACGUUUCAUUUAAUAAGCUGUGGUGCCUUCUUUUCAUAUGUGGACUUGAGAGCAGUUGGGAAGGGGGGUUUUUGGAUGGUGUGAUAUGUUGGUUUGUGGAACGUGACUGUUUUCUUUUUCCUUUCUUUUUUAUAAAAUGUGGACUGAAUAGCUUUGUGUAAGGAAAAAUGAAUGAAAGUGAUGUAUUCAAGUGUGCAAAAUGUAAGUACUUGAAUUUUGCAAAACAGGUCAUGAUUUAUGUAUGAAGUGUACAUCCCUGGAUUUGACUCGUGCAGUGUUCGGUGGAAGCUGUUAUUGCACUCGUAACGAAUUGCUCUAAUUAACUAAGAGAAUGUCUGUUCAGCAGAGUGCAAACUGCAGCAUGAAAUACUUUUGCCUCUUGUUCAAACAGCUCACAUGUUCCACAAUUGUGCAUUUCUUUGACAGCUAAUGCACCAUCGUACUUUUAAGUAUGUUUCAUGAUGUGGAAGAAAGCGAAAGGCCGGCGAAUAAUGUAGCCUAACUAGACAUGAAGAAUAUAUGAUAUCAGGGAAUUUUAGGUACAAGUCCUUUAAAAAAUUAAAAAAUAAAUAAAAGUAACAUCUAACCAAUUUCAGUUGUGAACUUGUUAAUGGAACAAAGUUUUAUAGCUCAGAAUGUAUUUAAAUGCAAUUGAAUGACAUGCAGUCUUUAUGCUUAAUGGAAUUUGUUGAAAUAAAAAAAUGAAAACGUGCAAGUUGAAAUAGUUUGAUUUGGACUUACUUUGUUCAACUCAGUUUCUAGAUGGCCAGUCGUACAGAGAUUUGUCUUGAAGCUGAUGAAGGGUGUGUGUGUGUGUGUUAAGAAUAAAGCUGAACGGCACCGCUUUUUACGUUAAAGAUGAUCAAGUGCGCCCUCGUGUGGCCAUUCAGAGGAAAAUCUAUUUGGUUUCGUCCGAAGUCACUGCUAGAAACACUACCUGAGGAAACUGUAAUGGUCCCUGUGGGCUGGUAAUUUGUUGCCUUCUAUGUAAGGCAUGUUCUGUCUAGUGGACCCCAUUAAGAACCAAUAAUGGUCAUGGUAAUAGUUUUAAUGGUUAGCUGAUGGUAUUUGUAAUGAAAACCAUUAGAAUUUCUGUGAUUGUUUCUAUUGUUUUUUUUUGUUGUUGUUUUUUUUCAGCAGGGUCCAGAGAAAAAUAAACAGUAUUACAAGCUUAAAACGUACCAUUCCUUGUUGCUGGGGUUGGUACCAUCAGCCUUUGAACUUUAGAUUGGUUUAUGUAGCAUACCCGUCACACUAAUCAUAGUCCAAUUAUGUGCCUUAAAUCUUUUUUAAAAGGUACACUACAUUCACAUUUCCAGGCGAAAGCCAACUUAAAGGUACAAAAGAUAAACGGUACCACCCCAGUGACAAGGAAAUGUACAAUUUAGUAACCUUGUUUCUGAGAGUAUGCCAUUAUAUAGGAUACGAGUAUGUAACUAUAUAGUAAUAAAUUCAGCCUAUCAUAAAACUAGACCAAAGUGUCAUUAUGGAAAGAGUAAACCACUUCCAUGCUGAUUCUGGGUUUAAUAAGUGAAUAAAUACAUACUAGAAAAAGAAUUAGAAGAGAACCACUACAUUAGACCAAAAAUAUUAGACAGUCAGUAACACAGUGGGUAGCUGCCUCCAGCUCCGGUCACAGGUUCAGUCCUGAGAUUCAUUUCUAAAUUGCCCCUCUGUGUGAACAUGUGUGUGUGUGUGUCUGUGAGAGAGAGAUUAUAGAGCUAGUCAAACCAGUCCCUCUGGCAUCAACAAUCAUACCACAGUCAAAAUCAUUGAGAUCACUUUUUUCUCCAUUCUGAUGUUUGAUGUGAAAAUUAACUGAAGUUCUUAAUCUGUAUUUGCAUGAUUGUAUACACUGCACAGCUGCCACACAAUUGGCUGAUUAGAUCAUUUCGUGAACGCAUCGUUGUACAGAUGUUCCCAAUAAAGCGUUUGGCGAUUGUGAAUUUCAAA